Oryctolagus cuniculus (rabbit) is the source of this 2883-nucleotide messenger RNA. Lineage: Eukaryota; Metazoa; Chordata; Mammalia; Lagomorpha; Leporidae. The record is from RefSeq and is a predicted model, not a curated record.
AGAGAGCACUCUUUUGUGAUCUGUGUUACUAGGACCCUUCUAACCAGCCUUUGCACUCGUUGGUGUUACUUGUGCGUUUUCUUGGUUGUUGGUUUCUGGGUCUGUUUGGUUUUUGCUUUUUCCCGUUUUGUUUAGUUUGUUGUUUUCCUCCUCGUUGUUGUUUUGCCCAUUUGGCCUUUUUUUGCAGUUUUAUUUUUGCUUCCCCCACUCUAGUCAGCUAGCACGCUCAGAAGUAUCAGCAUUCGAGGAUUUAGUGGCUUUUCCUCUUUGUUGUUUUCUGCUUUAUUGAGAUAGUCUUGCGGCUUCGCCUCUAGAGUAGUGAGAGUAGCUGGUGCUGUGUCUUAGUCAGCUGGGCAGUCAGGCCCCCGUGGUCCCUUUGUGUUGUGGGCAGUGCAGUGAGGGUCAGUGAUUAGCUAGCAUGUGUCGAGCGAGUUAGGGAGUCGAGAGAGCAUAGUUAGGUGACCGGCAGCAUGAAAGGCCCCUGGGAAGUCCAUCCUCCUCUGGACGGGUAUGACUUCCUAUAUGUGCUUGGCUGGGGCGGCUUCAGCCUGGUGAAGCUGGCCCGGCACCUGGCGUCGGAAGAGUUCGUGGCAGUGAAGAUCCUCCUGCUAGACGCCUCUCCCAGCAGCCCGCUGUCCGCGCAGGGGGAAGCAGACAUCCUGAGGAGCCUGCGGCACAACAACAUCGUGCAGCUGCUGGAGGAGCGGCACACGAGGACGCACCUGUUCCUGGUCACGGAGCUGGCGGCCAGGGGCUCGCUCCAGCGCUACGUGUGGGUGCAGGGUGGCCUGGCCGAGGAUGAGGCCAGGGCCCUGUUCGGCCAGGCGCUGGCCGCCGUGAGCUACUGCCAUGGCCAGCGCGUGGCGCACCGGGACCUCAAGCUGGGCAACCUGCUGCUGGAUGAGCACAAGAACAUCAAGCUGGCGGACUUCGGCCUGAGUCUGCGGCUGGAGCGGGGCACGCUGGUGAGGGGCUUCUGCGGGACCCCCGAGUACUGCGCACCAGAGGUUUUCCUCGGGGAGGACUACGACACUUUUAAGGCUGACGUGUGGAGUCUGGGGGUGGUGCUGUUUGCCAUGCUGGAGGCCAUGCUGCCCUUCCGCGGCAAGGACAUGGACAAGCUGCAGGACCGGGUGCUGUGCGGCGUCUACGUGGUGCCACGUGGCAUCAGCCCGGCCCUGCAGGAGCUGCUGGCGUGGCUGCUCUCCGUCGACGCCUCGGGGAGGCCCAGUGCGGAGGACGCCAGGACCCACUCGUGGUUCGGCCCCAGCCGAGAAGCUGCCCAGGAGCACGAGGAGGACGCGGUCACCCUGCUCAGCCCCUGGGAGUUCCCCGGGACCCAGAGGCCAGGGAGUACCUGGUGGGCCUCGGCCUGCUGCCAGGCACGGGGACCGAGGGGACGCCAGGCCCUCAGCCCCAGGAUCCGCGUCCCUGCCCGAGUCCUCGCAGAGCAGCAAGCGCCCCCCCAUAGAGGACGACGGCUUGGCUCUGGUGUUCCGUGACAGCAUGGCCAUCGACAUUUCCUCUGCACAAAGCGACUCCUUCGAGGCCCCCAGCCAGCCACAGCAGGUGAGAAGCCCUGCUCCCAGCGCAGCCCCCGACUCCCCCAAAGUCUCCCGUGAGUCUUGCCCACUCCCCAUACAACCUCUGACACCUUGGGGCCUCCAGGAGCUGAGCCCAAGGCCCCCGAGGUGACCCCACUCUUGACUCUGUCCUACCAGGCCAGCCACAGCAGGAGAGGAGCCCUGCUCCCAGCGCAGCCCCCGACUCUGCCGAGCCCUCCAGUGAGUCUUCCCCUCUCCCUCCCAGCCCCAGCCAUCUCGGGUACUCUUGUGGCUGAGCCCUAGGCCCCCUUGGUGACCCCUUCUUGACUCUCUCCUACCAGGCCAGCCACAGCAGGAGAGGAGCCCUGCUCCCAGCGCAGCCCCCGAGCCAGCCUCGUGCGUGUGCAUGUGUAUGUGUGUGCGUGUGCAUUACGUGUGUCUGUGUGUGUGCCUGUGCGUAUCGCUCAUGUCUGUGCCUGUGUGCAUGUGUGAGUGUGCAUCAUGUGUAUCUUUGUAUGUCUGUGUGUGUGUGUCUGUGGGUAUCGCUCAUCAUGUUCGUGCCUGUGUGCGUAUGUGAGUGUGCAUCAUGUGUAUCUGUGUGUGUGUCUGUGGGUAGCGCUCAUCAUGUUUGUGACUGUGCGUGCCUGCAUCAUGUGUGUGUCCAUGUGUGCGAAUGUGUACCAUUCAUUAUGUCUGUGCACUAACAUAGCUUUUAAUAAGUGCCAUGGAUGAGUGAAAACAUUGGCAAGAAAAGACAAACUUAAAGACACAUCUGACAACAGAGGAGUGUGUUCCAGGCCGUAACACAUGCACAGUGAACUCUGGUAGGCGAUGGGGUCUCUGGGAUACUGAGCAGCUCGCUGAGGUGUAAGUGAUCUCAACUCAUACUCCACCACCAAAAAGCUCAGCCGAAUGAGCAAUUCUCGAAGACCUUGGGUGAUUCUUACAGCAGGAAGGGCAACCGAAAGUUCCCUGGGUAUACGGGUGGUAAGUCUGCCUCUUGCACAACCUCUGAAGCAUCCAUGGAGAAGACGCAUCACUGGGCUGCUGUUGCGGCCGCUGUUGUGGCAUAGCAGGUAAGGGCAUCCCAUAUGGGUGCUGGUUCAAGUCCCAGCUGCUCCACUUCUCAUCUGGCUCCCUGCUAAUGGCCCGGGAAAAGCAGCAGAGGAUGGCCCAAGUAUAUGGGCCCCUGACACCCAUGUGGAAGACCCAGAAGAAGCUCCUAGCUUUGGCCUAGCCCAGUCCUGGCCGUUGCAGCCACUUGGAGAGUGAACCAGCAGAUGGAAGAUCUCUCUCUCUCUCUCUGUAAAUCUUUCAAAUAAGUAAAUAAAUCUUUAAA